Molecule: messenger RNA, 1464 nt
Organism: Chenopodium quinoa (quinoa)
Lineage: Eukaryota; Viridiplantae; Streptophyta; Magnoliopsida; Caryophyllales; Amaranthaceae
Exons: 4
Coding region: 1-1464 (487 amino acids)
Source: RefSeq, a predicted model, not a curated record
AUGGCGGAUUUGGAAGCUAAAUCCGACUCCAAAAAGAGCAAGAACAAUCCAUCGGAAACCCUAACCCUAAGUCUUCCCGACCACAUUUUGAUUGAAGAAAUUUUGGCAAGACUUCCGGUAGAAUCCUUAAUUCGCUUCAAAUCUGUUUCCUAUAAUGAAUGUAGUAGUGUGAAAGAUUUAGUUGGAUUAGGUUGCGGAGGUAUCGAAGUUUUCCCAAUUUUAGUCGGGUCUUGUAAUGGCCUUCUUUGCUUGUGUGAUAAAGAAGAGUAUGCUGGAAAGUUUAUUGUAUGGAACCCUGCCACUGAUGAUUAUCGCGAGAUUACUAAUCCGAACAAUAUACCCGAUGUUUUAGCUUACGGCUUUGGUUAUGAUACAUCGAAUGAUGAUUAUAAAAUUGCUGCUGCAUUUGGAACUCGUACUAGGAAGUUUCGAGGUUUUUAUGUGUUUUCGUUAAGGGAUGGAGAAUGGAAAAGAAUUGUUGGUAAAUUUAAUAGGCGUGAACUUCCGAUUGCUGUGAGAUUAGGUGAUGAAGCAUUGCUGAUUGAUGACACUUUAUACUGGCCGCCUAGACUUGUUCAGUGUUAUGACCAAUACUUUAAGGCCAAACAUAUUGUUGGAUUUGAUUUAAUUAGUGAGAAGUUUAAAGAAAUUCCAUGGCCAGAUGAUUCGUGUUGGUGCAGUAAAGUGGAUUUAUAUCGGUUUAAAGGGCAUUUGACGUAUCGUGGUUCUAAAGGGAAUAAUAGCCGUGAUAUUUGGGACUUUUGGAUGCUGAAAUAUGUUGAUAAAACGGGUACUUGGGAGAAAUUAUUCACUGUUGAUCUUACAAAUGUUUUAUUUUAUAAUUUCUCUAAGACAGACAAGUGUUUGGUGCGACAAUUUGAGCAAUUGAAGCUAAUUGACCCAUGUAAGGAAGCUCUAGAACAAGUCCGUGGAGAUAAAAAAUAUUCUCACAUGGCAACAACUGGUGAUUAUGUUGAGAGUCUCGUUUCACCUUUUGCAACAACCAAGAUUGAUGAGGAGGACGGAAACUAUGAGGUAACAUUACAGACUGCUAUACAACCGAUCAUGGAUAGUAUUCAUAGAAAGAUUCUCCUGAACAAAGGGGUUCCCAUGCCUCAGAUACAGAUGAAGAAUUCUGAUCAUGAAGAUGACUCUGAUAAUGACUGCUAUGAUGGCAGUGAGAGCGAUCUUGAGGAUGAUGAUGGCUGUGAGAGUGAUUUUGAGGAUGAUGAUGAUGAUGAUGGCAGGGAGAGUGAUCUUGAAGAUGAUGGCAAUGGGAGUGAUCUUGAGGAUGAUGGCAAUGGGAGUGAUCUUGAGGAUGAUGGAAGUGGGAGUCAUCUUGAGGAUGGUGGCAAGGUCAAUAAGUAUUGGUUAAGUUCUGGUGAUUCUGAUAAAGACAGCGAUUAUUUUAAGUAUGCAAUAUCUGAUAAAGAAGAUGACGAUGAUGAUGAUGAUUCUUGGUGA